Molecule: messenger RNA, 3444 nt
Organism: Pseudozyma hubeiensis SY62
Lineage: Eukaryota; Fungi; Basidiomycota; Ustilaginomycetes; Ustilaginales; Ustilaginaceae
Product: likely protein kinase
Exons: 1
Coding region: 1-3444 (1147 amino acids)
Biological process (GO): intracellular signal transduction; protein phosphorylation
Cellular component (GO): nucleus; cytoplasm
Molecular function (GO): protein serine/threonine kinase activity; ATP binding
Source: RefSeq, a predicted model, not a curated record
AUGCCCACAACCGCCGCUUCGCUCAUGCGCGAAGGCCCAAGAGAUUUCACCGUCAUCAAGGAUGUCGGAGAUGGCUCCUUUGGCACCGUCUGCCUCGCGGAUUGGAAGAGUCCCCUUCCUAGCGGCACCAUGCUCUCCCCCAUGCAACAUCCCACAACACGUCCAGAAUACAUCGGAAAGCGUCUCGUCGCCAUCAAAAAGAUGAAAAAGCCUUUCCCCAGCUGGCAGGAGUGUAUGAAACUAAAAGAGCUCAAGUCGCUCCUCACGAUACCCCCACAUCCCAACCUCAUCCCGCUCUACGACGCCUUCCUCAUGCCGACGACCAAGGAGCUACACUUCGUCUUCGAGUGCAUGGAGGGAAACCUCUACCAGCUCACAAAAUCGCGCAAGGGUCGUCCGCUCGCAGCCGGCUUGGUCUCCUCCAUCUACGAACAGAUCGUACUCGGCUUGGACCACAUCCACGAGCACGGCUACUUUCACCGCGAUAUGAAGCCCGAAAACUUGCUCAUCACAACCACAGGUCUCGCCGACUAUCCCAACCUCCAGCCUGGUAUGGCUCCAGAGAGGGACGUCCUCGUCAUUGUCAAGCUUGCCGACUUUGGUCUCGCUCGCGAAACGCUCAGCAAACCCCCCUACACCGAAUACGUCUCCACACGCUGGUAUCGUGCGCCCGAGGUGCUCCUCCGCUCGCGCGACUACAGCAACCCAGUCGACAUGUGGGCCCUCGGCACCAUUCUCGCCGAGCUCGUCAACCUCAAGCCCCUCUUUCCCGGCCAUAGCGAGGUUGAUCAGGUUCUGCAGAUCUGCGACGUGCUCGGCGACCCAAGCCACAGCUACGGCCACGACUCGCGCAACAGGCGCAACGGCGGCGGUCCGUGGGACAGAGGCAUUCGCAUGGCAAGGGCUGUCGGCUUCACGUUUCCCAUCCGCAAACCUGUCAAGUUCGCCAGGCUGUUUUCGGAUCGUGUCCCGCACAACCUCAUCGAUUGCAUCGAGGAUCUCCUCCGCUACGAACCAAAAGCCAGGCUCACCAGCAAAGACUGUAUCCAGCACGACUACAUGCGCCUCGAUGCUCCUCGAUUGCGUCCACCGCAAGCCAAACCUCUUGUCAGCGCCACGGCACCCUUGCGUCCUCAGCAGGCUACACCACGUCAGCUUCCACCUUCGCAUUCCACGCCGCACUCGUCCAACGUGGACCGUCCACCCUUUGGAGCCGCAGAGUCGAAUCUCAAACCGUUGGCCAUGCUACGUCACCCCGACGGUUCGCCCAUUGUCAAGGUCAACGGCGGCCAGCCUUCGCCAAAUCCUGUCGGUGCAUCUGGCGCAAACACCACCGGAGGAGCGACACCCGCAUCGCCAAUGCAGGAGGAUGCCGCCGAGGUGCCGUGGGCACCACACGUCGCCACGAGCAGCAGAGUCGUCUCUGUGUCUGGCUAUCCUGCCUUCCCGGACUCGGCGUCACUCUACGCAGCCAGCGCUUCCACUCACCAUGAUGGUUCUGCUUCGCAUGCGCCGUCCUCGGAUGCAACCAUGGUGCUCUCCAAUGGCCAAGUGACUGACUCGACGCUCAAGCACGGCGACCCUCGUCAUACGCAGGCACUUCAAGCUCAUCAAUACGAGCAGUACCAACGACAGUAUCGCCAGGACGCGAGUUCAUCUCAAAAUGGGGCCUACGAUGCACACGCUGCUGCUGCUGCUGCCUAUGAUCGCGAGGCUGCGCUCAGAGCCGCGGCAUUCGUGCCCUUUGCCGGCGCGUAUCCCGCUUCCGCCAUGCAGGGCCAGAUGCCGGCCGCUGCAUCCUCUGGUGAGCUAUCGCAGCAAAAGGACGCCAACGCCAGCAGCGAAACCAUCGGCUCACGCGAUAAGGAGAGGCGUAGGAGCAAAGGCUGGGGUCUCAACAUUUCCUCCAAAUUCGCAAGCAGCGGCAGUAGCGGCACGCUUGCUGGAAGCGGCAGUGGUGGAGCCACUAACAACGGCGCUCACCAAUACGCUCUUGGCAGUCCCGUUACCGGGCGUAUGCCUCCCAACGGCAUGGCAUCUUCCAACGCGCUUCCCAAUGGACCCAUGCAGGGAUCCAAGUUAUCGCUCGAGCCGACGCCCGCGCAGCGCAUCGCUGCCGAACAUUCCAACGCUAUAUCGGGACCAUCGCCAAAUGGCGCACCAGCCAAGCCCAUCGAUUCCAAAAAGGCCAAGAAAGAGGCCGAGAAGGCGGCGCGCGAGGCCGAGAAGGCGAAACGAGAGGCACAACAGAAGGCCGCGCGGGAUCGAGCACGGGCGGUCAUGCAGAAACGCAACCAGCUACUGUCUUCUUCCAACAGCAAGGAUCCCGUCGAAUGGCUUUCUGGCGCCAGCCUGCAGGCAGAAGAGCAGUACCGUUCGAGUCCGAGCGAAAAAGCGCGCGGCAAGCAGCCGGCCAACCCCGGCUCUCAGCUGUCACCAUCCAUGCCCGGCUUUGCCUCUGGAGAGUUUCCUCGUUCGCCGCACCAGCAGCCCAUUCACGGUCUCAGCCCCGAUUACGGCAUGAAUCCGAAUCCAGCCAUUGCCAGCAGCAUGGCUUGGCGAGGCGUCGGCGCCGGCGCAGGCAGAUACAGUCGAUCCACCAAGGCCAGAAGGCGAGAGCAUGACGAUGACCACUCCAUGUCGAGCUUCGAGGACGCCGUCGAUCCGCGCAGGGUUUCGAUGCAGUCCUACCAGACCGGCGACAGCGAUCCUGGGCCGGGUACCGGCCAGCAGGCGCCGCAGGGGCACUACGUACAACGAGCCAGCUCGUCCUCUUCGCUCGCCUCGGCGCCGUCCUUGGUCGACCAACGACGCUUCGCUCCAUCUCUCGAGUCGCAUCGCAGCUCGGCAGAGACGCGCUCCAUCAGCUCGCUCGACCACCAGCUCAUCACCAACAUGGAGAGGAUGACGGCUGCAGAGGCACGUGCGCGUACACCUGGCAACGUAUCGCCGGGUCCUGCCCACGUUGUCGGGGCGCGCCAGUCGGUCAGUCGCCAGAGUCGCACCAACAGCCGUGCUUCGUCGACGUCUGCGCACCGUCAGGGAUCCGCCUCGCCAUUGCACCAUGCCAGCGGCAUCCCGCGCUUCCAUCCCUACUCGCAUGGGGGACCCGUGACGCCGUCGACGGGCUACCAUCUCAACUAUCAGCUGCCACCGCUGCACCAGAGCCUGGCACAACCGGGCGGCCCGCCGCGGAACGAGACGGGAGGCGAUGUUUCUGUACCAGCGGCGUUCAGUCCCAACUCGGUGCACGCGCAGCAACAUGUGCAUCAGCACCACAUCAAUCCCAUCUUCCACGUUGCUGCCGGGAAUGGCGGUCACGCCACCACGCUGCCGCCGUUUUCGUCGAUCGCCGCGACUAUCGAUGUUCCCGCCAUCGACGAAAAGGCGACGCAGAUGUUGUAUGCGCAGACGCGGUCCACGGGCCCCAUGCCGCAAAGCUGA